UUUCUGUUGCAGGCUUAGCAGCUUCAACGGUUAAUUUAACUUCCACAUUGUGGCCUGGCCCCACCUCAAGAUUCUACAUUAUGGGUUCCCUUUUUCUCCAUUCUUUACUCAUAAUUUCAGGGUUAUAACUUAUAAAUCCCUCUAGAAAAAGGUCUCUCAACCUCUGACAAAAACACCAAACACCUUCUGUUAUGCUUCUUCUGCUUCUGUUCCUGUUCCUGUUGUUGUUGUUGUUAGGCUAAUGGAUCAUUCUCUGAAUUCAUCUAUGGGAAAAUCAGUACCUGCCAGUGCCAAUGAAAACCCAAGUUAUCAUGAGGAAAGUGGUUGGACUUCUUACUUGGAAGAUUUCUCUAAAGACAUGGAGCCCAGUUCCUGUUCCAGUUUUGGUGGCUCCUCUUUGGUCUCAGAUGCUGCUUCUUGUGCUGCAUGGAAGUUCUCACAUUCAGUUAGGGUUAGGGACUCAUCAAAUAAUUACCCUAAGAAACUAUGUUUCAAGAAAACAAGAACCAAACAGAUAUCAGAGGAUGACCCUUUGGAGGACACUGCUAGCUCCCCUGCCAAUAGUCCUAAGGUAGGAGACUUGAAUCCAAUGGAAAUGGUUUCAAGGAAGAUUGAUGAUCAACUAGAUGGUUCUAGGGAUAAGGGAUUUGAGUCAAAGUUGAAGACAGAUGAAGGUGACCUAAAUUUUAAUGGAAAUAAUGUUGAGUGCACAGACUUGAAGAAAAGGGGUCUUUGCCUUGUUCCAUUGUCCAUGUUGGUUAAUUAUUAUGGGUGAUUGAUACUUUUGUCUACUGACUCCACUUCCUCUAUCUCCCUCUCUUCCCCUUCUUGUAUCCUUUUCUUUGUGUUCUUCUUCUAUGUAACUUAACUGCUCAGGUUAUGUUGCUGUACACAUAGCAUGAUCAAUGACUGAUAAUCUGUAUAAUUAUACCAAUCAAUGUUAACAUGA
Gastrolobium bilobum is the source of this 949-nucleotide messenger RNA. Its product is annotated as vascular-related unknown protein 1-like. The record is from RefSeq and is a predicted model, not a curated record. NCBI's taxonomy places the organism in Eukaryota, Viridiplantae, Streptophyta, Magnoliopsida, Fabales, Fabaceae. Gene Ontology annotation, biological process: xylem development. Bases 242 to 775 code for a protein of 177 amino acids. The transcript has 3 exons.